Vigna angularis (adzuki bean) is the source of this 4012-nucleotide messenger RNA. RefSeq names its product putative disease resistance protein At3g14460. The transcript has a single exon. Gene Ontology annotation, biological process: defense response to other organism. Gene Ontology annotation, molecular function: ADP binding; protein binding. The record is from RefSeq and is a predicted model, not a curated record. NCBI's taxonomy places the organism in Eukaryota, Viridiplantae, Streptophyta, Magnoliopsida, Fabales, Fabaceae. The coding region runs from base 204 to 3764 and encodes 1186 amino acids.
AUACGAUUAAAAAUCCUUUAUAAGUGGAUUUUUGUUUAUCCUGAAAAACCAUAUUUUCUUGAUACACGCAACCUUAUAUCAUUUGGGUAUGUUUAUUGACUACGUUGCAGCCAAAAUUGACCAUUGCUAUUAAACCUGCACUGAGCGAUUGCCAUUAGCUGCACUUUCGUUCAUCUACUAGAUUCCCUUUCCUAAUUCCUACCAUGGCUGCAGAAUUGGUUGGUGGUGCUCUUCUUUCUGCUUUCCUUCAGGUUGCAUUUGAUAGGCUGGCUUCUCCUCAAGUUCUCCACUUCUUUCGUGGAAGAAAACUUGAUCAGAAGCUGCUGAAAAGGUUGAAGCGGAAGCUGCGGUCCAUUGACGCUCUUGCUGAUGAUGCAGAUAUACAGCAGUUCAUAAAUAAACGUGUGAAGGCUUGGCUUGCUGAUGUCAUAGAUGCUCUGUUUGAAGCUGAGGAUCUCUUAGAUGAAAUAUAUGAAUUCUCCCUGCGCGAAGUGGAAGAUGAAUAUCAGAGAACAUCUAACAAGGUGUGGAAUUUGAAUUUAUCCCUUUCUUCUGUCAGUUUCUUUAUCGAUGAAAAUGAAAUUGAAACAAGGAUGGAACAAGUCCUUGACGACUUAGAUGAACUUGUAAACGAAGGCAGUCGUAUAGGUUUGAAAGAGGCUAGUGGUGUUGGGGUUGAUUCAGGAUCCAAUAGUAAAGUGUCACAAAAAUCGUCAUCAACAUCUUUGUUGAGUGAAAGAGACGAUAUUUAUGGCAGAGAUGAUGACAAAGAUAUUAUCUUUAACUGGCUUGCACCAGACAGUGACGAUGGUGACAAGUUAUUAAUACUUUCUAUUAUGGGCAUGGGCGGUUUGGGUAAGACCACGCUUGCCCAACAUGUAUACCAUGAUCAGAGGAUAGAGGGUAAAUUUGAUAUCAAAGCCUGGGUCUGCGUUUCGGAUGAUUUUGAUGUUUUCAAGGUAACAAGAACAAUUCUUGAGGCCAUCACCAGAUCAACUGAUGAUAGUAGAAACCUAGAAAUGGUUCAGGGAAGAUUAAAAGAAAUACUUAGUGGUAACAGAUUUCUUCUUGUUUUGGAUGACGUUUGGAACGAAAGCUGGUCUAAAUGGGAACAAGUGCAGAAAGCUCUUGAUUCUGGAGCUCAUGGAAGUAGGAUUCUUGUCACCACACGUAGUAAGAAAGUUGCUCUUUCAAUGCGCUCAAAAGAGCACCACCUGAAGGAAUUACAAGAAGACUAUUGCUGGCAGUUGUUUGCAAAUCAUGCAUUUCAAAAUGAUACUCAAGCAAAUACAGCUUUCAAGGAGAUUGGUAAACAGAUAGUUGAAAAAUGCAGAGGACUUCCACUAGCCUUGAAAACAAUGGGAAGUCUUCUACACAAUAAAUCAUCCAUUUCAGAAUGGGAAAAUGUAUUAAAAAGCGAAAUAUGGGAAUUAGAGGAUAGUGAUGUUAUCCCAGCUUUAGCACUGAGCUAUAACCAUUUUCCGUCCCAUCUCAAGAGAUGCUAUGCUUACUGUGCUUUAUUCCCUAAAGAUUAUGAGUUUGAUAAGAAUUGCUUGAUUCAAUUGUGGAUUGCUGAAAAUUUUGUACAAUUUCAUCAUCACAAAAGUCCAGAAGAUAUAGGUGAACAAUACUUUGAUGAUCUAUUAUCGAGGUCUUUCUUUCAACAGUCAAACAGAUAUAAAACAUGUUUUGUCAUGCAUGACCUUUUAAACGAUUUGGCAAAAUAUGUUUGUGAGGACAUCUGUUUCAGAUUGGGAGUUGACAAAACAAAAGGUAUUCCCAAAACAACCCGUCAUUUUACAUUUGCAACCAAUCAUGUGGAGUAUUUUGAUGGGUUUGGAAGUAUACAUGAUGUUGAAAGGUUACACACAUUUAUGCCAACAGAUUGGAGUUGGCAUUGCAAGAUGUCGAUAGAUGACUUAUUCUCCAAGUUUAAGUUCUUACGUGUCUUGUCUGUGUCUAACUGUUCUAACCUUACAAAGGUGCCUGACUCAGUAGGCGAUCUUAAGCAUCUCCGCUCAUUAGAUCUCUCCAACACUCACAUAGAAAGAUUGCCUGAGUCAACAUGUUCACUCUACAACUUGCAAAUACUGAAGCUCAACAAUUGUCCACUAUUGAAGGAACUGCCAUCAAAUUUACACAAACUCACCAAUUUGCGUCGUCUUGAAUUUAUGGAUACUGAACUGUUAAAGGUGCCAGAACAUUUGGAAAAACUGAAGAAUCUUCAAGUAUUCAUGAGUUCGUUUGAUGUUGGAAGUAAGGAAUUCAGCAUUCAACAACUAGGACAACUCGAUCAUCAUGGAAGGCUAUCAAUUGGGGAGCUGCAGAAUAUUGAGAACCCCUCCGAUGCAAAAGCAGCAGAUUUGAAAAAUAAAACUCACCUUCGGGAGCUAAAGUUAAAAUGGAAUAGGGACCAGGUCCCUGUUGACGCAUUGAAAGAAAGGGAUGUAAAUGUCAUGGAGAAUCUCCAACCUUCCAAGUACUUGGAGAAGUUGUCAAUCAGCCACUAUGAUGGUACAAAAUUUCCAACUUGGUUUGGAGAUUAUUCAUUAUUGAAUGUGGUGUCAUUAAGCUUGUUCCAAUGUAAACAAUGCAAAUGUUUGCCUUCCCUUGGACAUUUGCCAUUUCUCAAGGACCUCACAAUAUCAGGGCUUGAUGGGGUAGUAUGUAUUGAUGCUGACUUUUAUGGGAGUAGCUCUUGUUCGUUUCCAUCCUUGGAGACAUUGAAAUUCUCCCACAUGAAAGGAUGGGAGAAAUGGGAUUGUGAAGCCAUGAGAGGUGCUUUUCCACGUCUUCACCAUCUUGCUAUAGAUUAUUGUCCCAAGCUGAAAGAGCGCCUGCCAGUGCAAAUUCUUCAUUUUGAGACAGUAUAUAUUCGGCACUGCAAACAACUUCUGGGGUACGAUGGAAUGGUGAAAAUGAAUGGGAAAGAGGUCACCAUUUUUCGAGUACACCACAACAUGGAAGUAUGGUUUGUGGAAUGGAUAGGGAAAAUGAUAUCCCAUGAUUCUGUUGAAGACUUGAAAGUUUAUUCGUGCCCCAAUAUGAGUAUUUUAAUGAAUCAGCAAUAUAAUUUCCUUGUAAGUUUGACUGUUCAUGACAGCUGUGACUCUCUAACCACCUUUCCUAUAGACUUCUUCCCAACACUCAGAUCGCUUUAUCUCCUGAGCUGUUGUAAUCUACAAACGAUUUUACAGGUACAUGCUCAUAAUCAUCUCCAGGAUCUGGCAAUCAUUGACUGCCCUCAAUUUGAAUCAUUCCCAGAACGAGUACAUAUCCUGCUUCCAUGUCUUGAAUUCCUAAGCAUACGAGAUUGUCCUAGAUUUGAGUCCUUCUCUGAUGGAUGUUUGCCAUCAAAUAUAAAAAGGAUGUAUCUCACUAACUCCUCCAAACUUGUUGCUUCACUGAAAGGGUCUUUUGGAGACAAUCCCUCUCUAGAAACCUUGUUUAUUAUUGGAAAGUUGGAAGCAGAGUCUUUUCCCGAUGAAGGCUUUCUUCCACUCUCUCUUACUUCUCUAGGGAUCUAUGAUUGUCAACAUCUUAAAAAACUGGACUAUAAGGGUCUCUGCCACGUCCCCUCUCUCAAGGAAUUGCUUCUUGUUAACUGCCCCAGCCUCCAAUGCUUACCAGAUGAGGGUCUUCCCAAAUCCAUUUCAUAUCUUACCAUUUCAGGCAAUUGUCCAUUGCUCAAACAGCGUUGUAAGUAUCCGGGAGGCCAAGACUGGGGAAAGAUUGCUCAUGUUCAAAACCUGUCUAUUUUAUAAAUAUGAACUGAUGUGGAUUUUGUAAGUAAUCAUUUAUGGAAGGCUCAAAGGGUUUUCAGGGGGUACACUGAUCUGGGAAUUUGUACCUCAAACAUAGCUUAAAUAUAGCCAGGAGUGAAUUUACCUUCGACGUUUUUACUUUUAAUUGAGUAAUAUGAAAUGACUUUUGUUGCAUUAGGAAACUAUCACUAACAAGAAUAUGGCAUCAUUGAUUUCAAAAUGGGAGCAAACUCGGUUAAUGAUGUAAA